AUGGGUCCUUUGAUGAACGGCAUUCUUUUUCAGCCUGUGUUAACAAUGCUAUCAAGAAUUACACAAUGUGAUCAUGGAUCAGGACCAAAUUUAACUGAUUCUUAUUUUAAUUACGACUGUCAUUUUUCAUGCUGAAAAUCACAACAUGUUACAAUUUUAGCUGAAACAAUAUUUAUAGUUUUCAUAUACAUAGCAAUUUCAAUUAAAAUAAGACCCUUAUGGCAAGAAAAUCAAUUUGAUUUAAAUAUAAAAGAAGACCCAUCAUGCAUGGCAAUUAAAGCUGCAGUCCAAAUAUCCCUUAUAGCUGUAUAUGAAACACUCAAAAAGACUAAUCAAAUUGUCCAUUGCUCUAUUUAUUUGUUUAUUAUGAUUUGUUUUGUAAUUUUCAUAUCGAUCCGAAAAAGUUUUAAUUAUGACCGUGCAAGUUUACUACAAGUCUCUUUAAUAGUAUGUGUUAUAUGGAAUAGCACUUUAAGCUUGGCUUAUAUGGUAAUGAAUAAUGGACAUCCUUAUAUAUGAACUGCUACGCAAUUUUUAGGAAUUUUUGGGAUAAUCAUGUGCAGUUUGUUCGUAGAUACAAGAUUAAAGAAGAAUAUGCUAAUAAAAAAAGAAGGCAAAAGUAUAGUUGAGCUAUUCAGAUUUUCGUUAAUGGGGGAUAGUUUUUGGAGUAAAAGCUCAAUGGCGAUGAGUUUUGAACAGAGAUUUAGGCGCAUCUAUAGCAGUGAGCAAGAAUUUAUAAGGGUAAAUGCAGUUUUCCCGAUUGAUGCUGAAGAUUCACCUCGUAUGCUAUAUAUUUCUUAUGAUAAAGGUGAUGAUAGCAAUGAGAGAAUAGGUUUAUCUUCAAUUUAA
Blepharisma stoltei is the source of this 849-nucleotide messenger RNA. NCBI's taxonomy places the organism in Eukaryota, Ciliophora, Heterotrichea, Heterotrichida, Blepharismidae. The record is from the annotation of a GenBank genome assembly.